UGUAUUGUUGUUCUGAAAGUGGUUUGAAUUGAACAAUGUUGGCCAUAAAAUUUCAAUAUAGGUCGUAGAAUACGCCAAAACUCGAAACCUGAACUAAAUGCCAAUAAUCUGUAAUAUUCACAAACACUUUUGGGACUAUUCAUCGCAGUUGCUAUUAUAUUUAAUAUCAUAAUAUGAAUACAUAAUCAAAUUAAGUCGAAAUAAAAAUAUCAUAAAAUCUAUGGCAUUUAUGAAUAUUAAUUUCAAAUUAAAAUCGUCAUUAGAAACUUCCGGUUUUAAUAGGCUUAAUCAAUUUACUACAACAAAUAGAUUAUGAUUUGAAAAAUGCAUAAGCAGAUCAUCUGAGACAUUCCAUUCGUCGGCGAAGUGAAAAACAUAAAAGAAGCCGCUGUCGGAGUUACGGAUCAUAUUCAAACGAACAGAUCUUCAAUCAACUACAAAGAAUCAACAAUGCGUGCCUUCAUUGUUUUGUGUUUGGUGGCAGUUGCCUGUGCCGAUAAGUUGGGUUACAAUUAUCAACCAGUUGGUCACUCUUCCUCCGGAUUGUCCUUCACACCAGGUGGUGCUGCCUCCAAUGCUGCCCCCAGCUACAGCUCCGGAUCAUCCUUUGUUCCAAGUGGUUCUGCUUCCAAUGCUGCUCCCAGUUACGGUAACGGUGCUGGUUCCUUCCAAGGUCAACCUUCAUUCACCUCACCAGCUCAAGUUGCUCCUCAAGCUGAACUCGAAAAGGAAUUCUUCACCUACACAGCUAAUGAUGCUGACUUCAAUGAACCCGCCAGCUCCGACCAAUUGGCCAAUGCUGUGAAACAAGGUCUACGUGUCAUCUUCAUCAAGGGCCCCGAAAACAAUGGCUUGGAAGAUGCCGCCUUGGCUUUGGCCAAACAAGCUGCCCAACAACAAACCGCCAUCUAUGUUCUCAACAAGCAAGCCGAUCUCGGUGAUUUGGCCAACAAACUUAACAACCUCAACACCGGCAACAACAACAAACCCGAGGUUCACUUCGUCAAAUACCGUACUCCUGAAGAUGCUGCCAACGCUCAACGUGCUAUCCAAGGUCAAUACGAUUCUUUGGGUGGACCAUCUCACAGCAUCAAUGGUGGUGUUGCUCCAGUCCUCAACUUUGCUUCCCAAGCUCCCGCCGCUGCUGCUCCCGCUGCUUCUGCUCCUGGUGCUAGCUACUUGCCCGCUUCUAUCUUCCGUCACUAAGAAGGCAUUGUUAUAGUUGCAUAUCUGAAAGACUGAUAUGUUUAAUUAUAAAUUCUGUUGUUGAUAAAUGUGUAGGUUAAUAAAUUGUUGAUAU
Messenger RNA from Musca domestica (house fly), 1300 nucleotides. RefSeq lists its product as uncharacterized. The transcript has a single exon. The record is from RefSeq and is a predicted model, not a curated record. NCBI's taxonomy places the organism in Eukaryota, Metazoa, Arthropoda, Insecta, Diptera, Muscidae. Bases 451 to 1206 code for a protein of 251 amino acids.